Molecule: messenger RNA, 714 nt
Organism: Gregarina niphandrodes
Lineage: Eukaryota; Apicomplexa; Conoidasida; Eugregarinorida; Gregarinidae
Product: putative Pol polyprotein
Exons: 1
Molecular function (GO): nucleic acid binding
Source: RefSeq, a predicted model, not a curated record
GAAUUUCAGUUUAAGAUCAUCUACAGAGCUGGAAAAAAUCAACAACACGUGGAUAUCUUCACGCGUGACGUCGAGUUUGGUAAGUUAGACGAAGAUAUUGACGCUAGGUGGGUCCUAACAUCCCAGACGGACGUUCAACCGUCAAUGUUGACCCUCAAUGAGACGUUCCCCACGCCUGAAGACGUCGCUAACGCAUUCGAACAAGAACCUGAGCCACCUUUCUCGUAUACACUUCAAAAUGGUCUACCAAUCGUGCGAAAUCGCGUGUAUGUUCCUGAGGUGCUCCGACGACGGGUUCUAUUCUACUUUCAUUUCUCGCGAGUUGGAGCCCACCAAGGUGUUCAAAGGUCCUACCAUCGAUUGUCUAAAUACUUCUGGUGGAUUAACAUGAUGAAUGAUGUUCGGCAGUUUGCGAAACACUGCCCGACAUGCAUUCGACGAAGGCAUACGGCGAUAGACUUCGUGCGAGGUAAUCUACUCUCGACUGGUAUGUUCGAAGUGGUCGCGUGUGAUACAGUCGGCCCUAUCUGGUUUCGGGAACAACAGUUCUACAUAUUCACUUGCAUCGACCAUUUCAGUAAGUUCGCCAUUGCGAUCCCUCUCCGCACAGUCCGUGCAGUCGAUCUAUGGGAAGCCUUCUACUGCAACUGGGUCGCCGUUCUCGGUGCUCCCCGGAAUCUGUUGAGCGACAGUGCAUUUCGCGGAAGAGUUUAG